Messenger RNA from Gadus morhua (Atlantic cod), 1852 nucleotides. RefSeq names its product cell surface A33 antigen. The transcript is spliced from 7 exons. NCBI's taxonomy places the organism in Eukaryota, Metazoa, Chordata, Actinopteri, Gadiformes, Gadidae. The coding region runs from base 167 to 1441 and encodes 424 amino acids. The record is from RefSeq and is a predicted model, not a curated record. Gene Ontology annotation, cellular component: plasma membrane.
UUGGCUGAGGGUGGCGAUGACAUUACGUUGACAGGAGAAGACAGAGACUGCUACAGGUUCUCUAUUCUCAAUGCAAGGACCGUUUGGUUUGACGGAGGGACAAAUAGGCAGAUAUCGAUACUUCUUUGGUUCAAGGUCAGGUUGGAUAAAGUGAACCACGGUCGAGAUGGUGGUGGUUGUGUCUCUUUGUUUCGUGGUGUUCUCCCUAGCCGGGGCCCUGAAGGUGUCCAUCCCCAAGCCGGAGUACGAGCACGCCAGAGGGGACAACAUCACGCUGCCCUGUAACUUCUUGCCCAAAGGAAAACCCCCCAUGGUCAUCAUCAUCUGGACCGUGAACCUAGGAGGCCCAAGCGACCCAGCGACAAUGAUCCUGACCCGCUACCCGAGCAUGACGGACGUCCCCCCGCUGUACGAGGGCCGGGCGUCUCUGGCCCUCGACAUCGCCAAAGGGAAGGCGGACCUGAAGCUAAGCAGCAUCACCCUGCAGGACAACAAGGUGUUCUCCUGCCGCGUCCAGAUCCCCGGGGAUGACGAGGGCAAGCUCGUCGACAGCGUCCGCCUGGUGGUUCUGGUGGCUCCUUCCAAGCCCGUGUGUGCGCUGCAGGGCACGGCGGAGUACGGUCAGAACGUCAACCUGACCUGUCUGUCUGCGGAGGGCUCCCCGACCCCCGUCUACUCCUGGGAGCAGAGGGACGUACGCAACACCCCCCGCCUGCGGGACCCCCGUACCACCGACCGGGGGGGGAUCCUGUCUCUGUACAACAUCUCCAUGGAUACCUCUGGUUACUUCAUCUGCACCUCCAAGAACAAGAUCCGCUCAGCGUCGUGCAACAUCACCCUCAAAGUGCUGCCUCCCUCCAUGAAUCUGGGUUCGUCGGCGGGCAUCAUCGGAGGGGUUAUCGCCGUCCUGCUGGUCCUGGCCCUCAUCAUCCUCAUCUGCUGCUGCUGCAAGAAGAGGAAGCAGAGGGAGGCGGAGAAAUACGCCAUGGCGACCCCAGAGGAGGGCGCCUUCGCCGACAAGGAGCCUGUCGGGAACGGCAAGCGUCGUGACUCCCGUGACGAGGAGGAACGGAGCGAGUACGACCGCCGCGUCAUCACCGACGACCGCCGCGUCGUCGACGACGACCGCCGUGUCGUCAACGACGACCGCCGCGUCGACGACGACGACAGGCGCAGCGACUAUACCGCUCGCCGCAGCGACUACGACGACAGACGCAGCGACUUCGACGACAGACGCAGCGACUACGACGACCGCCGCAGCGAGUACAGCGACCGCCGCGACCGCUAUGACGACCGGGACGACCGCCGCCGUGACGACCGCCGCCGCGACGACUACCGCAAUGAGAGCGACCGCUACGACGAGCCGUACGACGACGCCGAGCCCGCGCGCCCCAAACCGCCGAGUGUGCCCAACAACAAGCCGCCCAGAGAUACGUACUAACAGGGCGAUUGGAUCUGGUUCUGGAGAUGGUCAAUAGGCAGAGCCAGGGGGCGUGGCCAUGAGUCGAUCGAUUUCCCAGUUAUAGGCACAGGCGCACGCUAAGCACCAGAGGUUUUUGGAGUGGAAGGCAAUGCACCUUCUAGUUUUUAUUUCCCCGCAGAAACAUUUGACACAAAAUUAAUCUCCUUUUUGGCUGUUUUGUUAUUGUCUGGCUGACAUUUGGGGAGGAUGUUUUUGGUGGGAAAUGAAUGGUAAGAAAUGGUAGGAAUAGACUAAAAAUCACAAGCAAUACAGGAUGGGUUCCACAAUAAUGUUGGACCCUGAUCUGGUUCCGGUCCGGCUCUGGGCUCACAUGUUUAGUAAAGAAAACUAAUAAUGAAAUUAAUUUUGAAAAAGAAUAAGAGAAAAAAA